Molecule: messenger RNA, 1416 nt
Organism: Mollisia scopiformis
Lineage: Eukaryota; Fungi; Ascomycota; Leotiomycetes; Helotiales; Mollisiaceae
Product: MFS general substrate transporter
Exons: 7
Coding region: 1-1416 (471 amino acids)
Biological process (GO): transmembrane transport
Cellular component (GO): membrane
Molecular function (GO): transmembrane transporter activity
Source: RefSeq, a predicted model, not a curated record
AUGAGGAAAUCGAAACUUGAAAAGCGGCUGCUACUCAAGAUGGAUGUCUCCAUCGUCCCACUCCUCGGACUCAGCUUCUUCAUUGCAUAUAUGGACCGGAACAAUCUAGGGAAUGCUCGUAUCAUGGGUAUGCAGACUGAUCUCGCCCUUUCCGAUGAACAAUUUUUCAACUGUUUGAUGGUCUUUUUUGUUGGAUACAUGGUGUUCAUGCUUCCUGCCAAUUUAGGCAUGCGUGUUAUAGGUCCGCCACGGCAACUCGGUGCAGCGGUUAUCUUCUUUGGCGUCUGCGGAACUUGUUUAUCAGCUGUUAAAAGCUACGGUGCAGUCAUUGGCCUUCGAAUAUUGAUCGGAAUGGGAGAGGCGUUUGUACAAGUUGGGUUGCUUUAUUUCAGCUUCUGGUAUAAACGAGAUGAGGUUGCGACUCGAGCAGCCGUCUACUACACUUCAGCAACUAUCUCAGGCUGUUUCAGUGGCCUCAUCGCGUAUGGAGUACAAAGGAAUCUUGACGGCGUCCAUGGACGACAUGCUUGGCAAUGGCUUUAUAUUGUGGAAGGAAUUCCUGCCAUCGGACUUGGAAUCAUAAUACUCCUGUUUUUACCGUCUUUCCCAGACAUCAUUGCAAAGAAAGGCAGUCAUUACUUCAGUAAUGAUGAAAUAGAUCUUGCUCUGCAAAGAAUGGCCGAGGGCAAGUUUUGCGGUUAUAAACUGAAGUACUCUGAAAUCUGGCUAGCCUUCAAAGACCCGAAGUCGUACUUUACAGCCGUCAUCUACGGAGCACUGUGCCUUGGCAUCGCUUCCGUGACCUCGUUUCUCCCGACUUUCAUCCAAGCUUUUGGAUUCGACAAGCGCAAUACCGUAGUCCAAACACAGCUUUUCACGAUGAUCCCGUACGCUUUCGCGACAGUCUCACUGCUUACAGUUUGCUUCCUCUCCGAUCGCAUCAACAGCAAAGGCCCCAUACUGUUCAUUUGCAUGGCAACUUCAUCAGUUGGCUACAUCAUCCUCAUGGCCACCACCAACAAAGUUGCCUUGAUUGCCGGAACAUGCUUUGUUGCUUCAGGUCUCUACCCCGCUGUGAUCCUCACUGUCUCAUGGAUUACGAUCAAUCAUGGCGGGUACACUAAACGAAGCACCGCUUGGGCAAUGGCACAGAUCACCGGCCAAGGUCUAAGCAUCAUUGGAACACAAGUCUAUCGUACUCCGCCGAGAUAUUUGGCAGGACAUGGGACACUCCUUGGCUUCUUCUGCUUGGCCCUUGUCUCUAUUGUUUGCAAUUGGUUUUGGAUGAGAAGAGAGAACCAUAGGAAAGAUGCAAGAGCAGAAGAGUUCAGAGCGGCAGGAACGAAAGAUGAAGAGGCUGAGAAGAGUAUGGAUGAGUUGUUGGACAAGCAUCCUAGUUUCAAAUACAUUCUGUGA